Messenger RNA from Cotesia congregata, 6012 nucleotides. The record is from the annotation of a GenBank genome assembly. NCBI's taxonomy places the organism in Eukaryota, Metazoa, Arthropoda, Insecta, Hymenoptera, Braconidae.
AUGUCCGUCAAACGCACUUCCGUCCCUGAAUUCAAUAAAAUAUUUGACCCAAUAAUCGGUCACGCAUCGCCCCCGCCACCUGCGCCUUUUUCUGGGCACCAACAACAACAACAGCAGCAGCAGCAAGAUAUUUCACCGCCGAGAGGACCACGGACUCUUUUACUACGCCGCAGCGAAAAUGGAUUUGGAUUUACCCUUCGCCACUUUAUCGUCUAUCCGCCCGAGUCCUGCUGUGAGCCAAUGGACACAAUUUUCGUAAAACAAGUCCGAGCAAAUUCACCAGCAGCUGAAGCAGGUCUUCGUACUGGAGACCGCGUCGUGUCAGUAGACGGCGUUCCAACUCGCGGUGAGCAGUACGCGAGUGUCGUUCAGAGAAUCCAGCAAGCCGAACCUUGGCUGCGACUUCUUGUAGUUUCUAAGGACGACGACUUUUUGCAAAAGUUUUUCGGUGAUACUGCGCACAAUCCCGAGACAAAUCAACGACCAGCUCGCCUGCGAUCUCCCGACAAGAUAUUGCAGAAGCAGCGUAGGUCAAUGAGCAUGAUCCCCGGGCCGUCGUCCAGAGCUCGACAGUCUUGGGUUUGCCAAACGCUUCCCGGCUCAGAGAACCAAGGCACCGCGGGUUCUUCCUACCGCCUGAGAGAGGAGGCUCUGAAGGACCAAGCGGCGAACAAAAUGACGACCUCGGUGCCUAAUAUUCAGCGACGGCCGCUGAUUGAAGCGCGGAAUCACGAAAGUAUGUACAGCCGUACAGACGACAGGAGCCAGCGGAGAUCGUUACCGCAGCAGCAAGAUAUCGAUAUUAAUCCUAUGGUCCAAGUUUAUCGAUCUCCGGACGCAAAAUUCCAUUUAUACGACCGUACCCGAUCAGAGUCGAUUUACUCGCGGCCCAGCAGCGAGCAAAUCUACGACAAGAUCAAGGAUCCUAUUUACGAGCGAGUUAGACCCGAUUUAAAUACCUUCAGCAAGUCGCUGGACCAUCAGUAUCCCAUGUCUCGCGCUGAGCCCCAAGUACCAAUUUACCGGCCAGGAAGACGCGUCGUUACCCGACGCGCCAGCGAAGGCAGCGGCCCGAUUAAUGAUCCAGAAGGUGAGGGCGGAAAUAAUGGUGGAGGACAGGCUUACAGCAACAAUGAAGGAUUCAAUUCUGGAGACCCGGGGUCUAGAUUGAGUGUAGAAUCCAGGGAGAGACAAGAUUCCUCACCGCUAAGUAAAGAUAGCAGUAUUUCUUCGUCUUAUGAUUCUACUUCUACGCUCACUGGGAACGAAUGCUCAGAUGAUUCUAUUAUGACGAGACUGAGAAAGAGUUUUGAACAGAAGGAAGAAUUUUUACGACGUCCCAGUCAUCCUAUUGGCUGGCUCCUGCCUGAUGAAACCGCGAGGAUCAAUGCGCAGGGUCAGGGAGUCAUUCAAAGGGAGUUUUAUGCCCGACCGCAAAAACUUCAGCGGCAAGUUUGGCCGCCAAAUGAACAGAGUCUACAAAAUCAACAGCAGCAGCAACAGAGGAAUAACUCUUUAGAGAAAGCUAAAAAUAAUAAACCGAGUAAUCAGAAUUUACAAAGAGUCAGAAGUGACAUGGUUGAAAGCAAUGACGUGGUUAAUAAUGACAAAAAUGGAGAACGCGAAGGAGCUCAAGCGAUACGUGAUCGAUUUUAUUCAUCUCUUUAUGACACCAAUCAACGGGCUAAACAGUUUGAGUCUGGAAGGCUGCUUAGUGAUGAUGAUGAGCCCACUAGUGAUAGGACUAAUUUGUACAAAAGCGAGCUUUCAAGGUUGUCGAAUAAAAGAAGUGUUCCUAAUGUUGCGGUUAGGAAACGGGAGUUUGAGUCUAAAGCUGAGUUUCAUGAUGGAAGAAGAAUUGCCGCUAAUCGGGAGAGCAAGGGGUUGUCGGGGAAUCGAAUAAUUCCUAUAGGCAGCAAAUACAUCCACUGCGUACCACCUUCGGGUUACAAAGAGGAUAAAGAAACACCGGCGAUGGAUAUGGAACCGGUUCGGUUGCGAGCACGAAGUAAUAGCGCUGAAUCUUGGGAAGCUGUGAACGGAGGAACGACCCGACGAGGCGUCAGACAUACCUGGCAGACAGAACCCGACGAUCCGGAGGGCGAAACACGAAACAGCAAGGCUAAGAGACAAGACAGCUAUCUUCAGGCUGUUAGAAACCACCUCGACCGAGAAUCUCACGUCGGACAGCAGCACGAAACAGCAAACGAGGAGCCAAAACCCAUGGAAUUGAAUUCGGUAUUUCCGGCAGCAUUAUCAGAGGCCAUUGCGAGAAGUACAACUGCAAGCACGAUGCCGACCGUAACCAUUAGUCCUCCCCCGCCUGUUCGCCCAAAUCAACUUCCUAUCCCGAACCCUCUGCGGCCUUUAGAUACUCGAGAGAGCUCAUUCAAUCAUCAGCAUUUACCAUCAGAUCAGCAGAAUGUCGACGAUCCCGAGUCUACUGGCUCGAGCCUAGCCCCGGGGUCCGACUUACCAGCCAGCGAAGUAGUUCUGAGGCGACAGAAAAAUAGUCAACUGAGUGAUGAAGAACGCGCUACGAGACGCGUUUCUUAUCUCAAAGCUACGUGGGGCGAACGGAUGCAUGUGGACAGUGAUCUAGAAUUGACGUACACAGGCGAUGGAGACCGCCACUGUUUCCUAGCGACAUUACGCCACUUCGGCGAAUCUUCGAGGAUGUUACUCAAGCUGCAUCACUACACCGUCAUUACCAUCGUAACAGCAUCGCAAAUACACAUAGUAAUACCACAUGCAGCGCCGGGACGCCGAAGGACGUCGAACCGGUCGAGCGAGAAGGAUCCCUUCACGUCAAGUUUACUGUACUUGAUGGCAAGAUCUACAGACCGUUCGUGGAAGCAAGUGUGGGGCGUUCUUCGUGGCCCUAUCCUAUACUUUUACAAGGACCGUCACACUCAGAGUCCAUCAGCAACGAGUGAUAGUGACGUAGGACAACAUGUCGACGUGAGAUGUUCUCUGGUAGACGUAGCUGACGAUUACACUAAGAGGAAACAUGUAUUCCGUGUUGCUAAUACAAGUGCGGAAGUGCUUCUGCAAACUGACGACGCUGCAUCGAUGGCUCUUUGGCUGAGAGCACUUCAUAAGCAUGCUGCUGCUGAAAAGACUUUGGACGGCAAUUCAAGUACGACGAAACAGCAAGCAGUGCCACAAACACCUGGACCAACAACACCAAGUGGCAGCCCAGCUGGAGGCCAACGGCUAAGUCCACUGCCAGGUCACAAAGGCAUUAGAAAGUUAACGUCUUUCCGCAAUCGUUCGCCAACUGGUCAAUCACCUGUCAAUAAAACCCGCAAACCUAGCCAGACAGUCGAGCCGCUGCAGUCCCCGAAAUCUAAGACGUGGAAGGGCCGCGUUGCUAAACAACUCAGAAAGAUGCAUGGUCAGGCCGGCUCCCCGUCGUCGCCAACGGCGCAGUUACAGCCCGAGGGUGCUACUUUCAAAGUUCCGUUGGAAUUGUGCCCGGUGGUAAAAUUAUAUCCAAUGUUCAUUGAUGCAGACAAAAUAGAAGAUCCCCAAAGAAGAAUGGCAACAAUUAGAAAACUUUUGAGAGACUUACCAGAGCACCAUUUUGAAACUCUCAAGUAUUUAAUGUUCCAUUUGAAAAAAGUUGUCGAGCACAGUGAGAUUAAUAAAAUGGAAGCGAAAAAUUUGGCAAUUGUAUUCGGGCCGACUUUAGUACGAGCCAGUGGCUCGAGGGAUAACAUGGUUACAAUGGUUACUGACAUGUCACACCAGUGUAGGAUUGUCGAGAGCUUAUUGAACAAUGUCGAUUGGUUCUUCUGUGAAGAAGACUUAGACGACUUGAGUAGAUUAAGCGUUAAUUUAAGUCUUCCUGCCGAUGGCAGUGAAGCAGAUACAACAACCAAUCACAACCUUCUUCUCAACAAUAUUCAAAAAGUCGAAGGCAUGCGUGAAAUGGUCUCAGCUAAGGACAUUGUAUCUUCAAUCAUAUCCGCAGCUAACAGAAAAAUUCAAAGGCGGAGGAAAGGUCAAGAGGAGCAGGAGAGUGAAGAUCAUGAAGACGAAAAGACGAAAGCUAAGCAAGAUGAAUCAUUGGGAGUAAUUCGGCAAAGUAUGGCGUUGAAUGAACGACAAUGCUCAGUGAGCGAAAUGAGUAAUGACGAGGUAGCGAUACGUACGUACGCCGGGCUGAGUGCGACUACACAGGAAAGAAUUCGUAGGUUCGAGCAAGAGACAAAAGCAAUGCUGCAACGUGACCAGCAUCGCCAGAGACGCGAGGCGGAAAAACGGGAAGAAGAACGACGGAGAAUAGAAAUGGAGUGGCAACUUGCCAAGAGAGAGAUGGAGAACGAUGAUAUCCUUGAUGGGAUCAUAGAUAACACUGUUGGGACACCUUAUCUCACUGAUCGAUUGUCCAAUUUAAACGACAGGCUUGCUGAGAGAUCCAGUGGUGAUAACGGUGCUGAUACUCAUAGGUCCAAAUCUACUACAAGAUUGACGCCAUUGUCUCUCGCUGUACAGCAACAACCGACUGCUAGGCAAAAAGCACUCGCUACUAAUCAACUUACCAGUCUUAUUGGCGAAAAAAUUAAUAAUGGGAUUGUCAAAAAAUUCAAGACUGAUAAAGAGUCAUCAAUGGAGUCAUUGGCACCAACUCGAUACGGCAGUUUAGAUUCGCUUCAUGAAGUCCACACAUCACCAUCACCAUCACAUCAAACUCGCGGCAUACCCGGCGACAUCUCAGACGAUGGCGCCAGUAGCGCCUCCACGAAGACACCGGCCCCACAACCACCCGAACCCCGUACCGCCACCGACCCCUCAACCACCACCUGCUCUGCAGCAUCAUCCUCAUCAUCACCACCGUUACAACUCUCCGAGCCAAGGGUGUCAGAGUCAGGGCUCGGGGCCGGGCCGUCCUCCAAGACUUUGAACAAAUUCCUCAGAGGGAGCGAUCUCUUGACCAGUCUUACGUCGACGUUCGAUCGAAAAUGGAAAUCUCUUGUGAAUCCAUCGAAUCUGCUGCUAUCUCUACAAGAUCACCUGAAGUUUAUCGUGACCCAAGUCUUCAUAAAGCUCAUAUUGAUAAAAAUAUUUUGGUUCGCACGAAGACCGCCUGAUAACGAUCGCAAUGUUCACAGAAAAACAUCUGAAACAAGUACAACAGCAACAGACUCAUCAGACGGUGGAUCACUUUUGGACGCAACCGAGAAAGAUGAAAACCCAUCAAAAAUACCCAUUAAAUCAAAACGCUUUGAGACGAAAAACAAGAGCCAAGAAAAUGAAUCGGCAUCUAAUUCGCAGCACAACGAUGAAGCUAAAUCAAUUUCUCAAAAUGACUGCAACAAUUUGCAAUCAGAGGAUAAAACGAUAAUGGAUUCGUCGUAUUCAAACAAGCUGGAAAAAUUUGAGAGCUUGAGCAGCCAAGCAAAUGAGUCGCGCUCUCGAUUAAAACGGUCAGAAUCAUUGAAUAAACGGACGGAAAUAGCUUCUUCAAAAUUGAAGCGCUCUGAAAGUUUGAAUAAACAUUCUGAUAGACUCGCUUCUCCGACAAACGGCAAAUUGAAACGUUCUGAGAGCUUGAAUAAACACGCCGAGAGAUCAGAGUCGCCGAAUAUGAAGCUGAAACGAUCGGAGUCGUUAACUAAAACAGAAAAAACUGAGUGCAAUAUCAGCAAGCGAAGACAAUCUGUCAGGAAAGAAAGCGCCACAAAGCUCAAACGAAAAAAUGGCAUGCCCGAGCGAUCGAUUAAACGACGACACACUGUGGGUGGUACUAAGGACUUCGACAAAGUUCAUUGGUUGGAUAAUAAAUUACAAUCUGAGACAGAGCGAAUUAUUAAAAGUGAUAAUAAACCCAAGAAAAGCCAACUGAGAACUAGUUCACCGGAUUUGAGCAGUAAUCGCGUUAAUGUUGCUGACGCGAGUUUCCUUAUUGAAGUUAGCUUCCGUGGACCGAGUAAUGUUGUUUUUAACGUCACCAAUGCAAGACCGCAGUCGCUACCCGACGCUAAUUUAGCUUCGAAAGUUUUCAAA